Molecule: messenger RNA, 2328 nt
Organism: Colletotrichum truncatum
Lineage: Eukaryota; Fungi; Ascomycota; Sordariomycetes; Glomerellales; Glomerellaceae
Product: cytoplasm protein
Biological process (GO): protein N-linked glycosylation; oligosaccharide metabolic process
Molecular function (GO): Glc3Man9GlcNAc2 oligosaccharide glucosidase activity
Source: RefSeq, a predicted model, not a curated record
AUGAAGUUUCUGUACAAGUAUCCCCAGAAGAAGUUCCCGUACAAGGACCUCCUCGAAGAGAACGCGAGAAGAGGCAAACAGGACAAGGAAUACCAAAUCAUCGACACUGGCAUCUUCGAGGAGGACCGAUACUGGGAUAUCUUCAUCGAAACAGCCAAGGAGACCAAUGACCCUGAAGAGAUCUUGUUCCGUGUUACGGCCUGGAACAGAGGCCCUGAUCCGGCACCUCUUCACAUUGUGCCGCAUAUGUGGUUCCGGAACACCUGGGCGUGGGGCCGCGAGCCUGAGGACAAGAAACCUUCCAUCGAGGCAUACGCGGAGGGCAUGGUCAAGUCCAAACACCACAAGCUGGGCGACCGCUACCUGUUGAUGUCGCCUUCUCCAGGCGUCGGCUCCAGCGGCGAAGAUGUGCUGCCUCAAAUGAUGUUCACAGACAACGACACCAACUACGAGCUGCUGUACCAGCAGGAGAAUAAAACUCCGUACGUCAAGGAUGCCUUCCACAGGUACAUCGUACAGGGUGAAAAAGAAGCAAUCAACCCUGAACAAAAGGGAACCAAGUGCGCCGGAUGGUUCAGUUUCAACGAAGAUGGAGGUGUCGCUCCUGGCGAGUGCGCCGUCGUGCGUUUCCGCCUUUCUAAGAGAAACGAGACGUAUUUCGACGAAGGAGAGUUCGAUGACUUGAUGGACUUGAGAAUCGCCGAAGCUGACGACUUUUACUACCGCCUCAGCCCCCUCCCCAUGGCUGAUGAUCUCCGCAACAUCCAACGCCAGGCCUUCUCUGGCAUGAUGUGGACGAAGCAGCAUUACCUGUUCAUCUGGGACCAGUGGGCGAAUGGCGACCCAACGCAGCCUCCUCCGCCACCCAGUAGGAAGAAUAUCCGCAAUACUCAGUGGAAACACAUGCACUGCGACGACAUUCUGUCCAUGCCGGAUUCUUGGGAGUACCCCUUCUUCGCCGCGUGGGACAGUGCUUUUCACUGCAUUACACUGGCGAUGAUGGAUCCGGACUUUGCGAAGAAGCAACUGGAUCUGUUUACUAGGGAGUGGUACUGCCACCCGAACGGUCAAUUACCAGCAUACGAGUGGAACUUUGGUGACGUGAACCCCCCUGUUCAUGCUUGGGCAACAUUCCGUGUGUUCAAAAUUGAGCGCAAGAUGUACGGCAGGCAGGACCUGGACUUCCUUGAGAGAGUCUUCCAAAAGCUAUUGUUAAACUUCACUUGGUGGGUCAACCGCAAGGAUGCCGAUGGCAAGAAUGUCUUCGAGGGCGGCUUCCUCGGCCUUGACAACAUUGGUCUCUUCAACCGCUCUGAGCCACUCCCAACUGGCGGUUCCUUGGAACAGGCUGACAGUACCGGCUGGAUGGCUUUCUACUGCCUUAGCAUGCUGAACAUCGCUCUUGAGCUGGCCAAACACCGACGCACGUAUGAGGAUAUUGCAUCCAAGUUCUUCGAGCACUUCAUCUUCAUUAGCGAUGCGAUGACCUUCAGGACUGGCCAGAAGGACGAGAAGUCGCUGUGGAACGACGAGGAUGGUUUUUACUACGACGCCAUCUCGUGGGGCGGCCCUUGGAUCCAGCAACUCCCUGUUCGAUCUCUUGUGGGCUUGAUCCCACUUUAUGCAACGAUGACUCUCGAGCCCGAGUUGAUUAACAAGCUUCCUUCCUUUAAGAAGCGAGUAGACUGGUUCAUUGAGAACCGCUGCGAUUUGGCCGAGAGAAACAUGGCCAGCAUUGCUAAGCGUGGUAAGGGAAACAGAAUAUUGCUAUCCAUUGUCAGCAAGGACAGGCUCGAAAAGAUUCUCCGCCGCAUGCUUGAUGAAGACGAAUUUCUGAGCGAACACGGCAUUCGCUCACUCUCUAAAUACCACGAGAAGAACCCAUUCUCGAUGGAAGUCAACGGCCAGACCUUCUCCGUAGGCUACGUCCCCGGUGACUCCGACAGUGGCUUAUUUGGAGGCAACAGCAACUGGAGAGGUCCUAUCUGGCUAUGUGUGAACUUCCUUCUUGUCGAGUCCCUUCAACGGUUCUUCUUGUUUUACGGACAGGAGUUCCAAGUUGAAUGCCCAACUGGCAGCGGCGACUACAUGCAUCUAGGCCAUGUUUCCGAAGAGAUUCAGCAUCGUCUGCAGCAUCUGAUGGCCCGCAACGACGACGGUCGCCGCAGCAUCAACGCCGGAAGUGACUUGCUUGAUUUUGAUCCCCACUGGAAGGAUUACCUCUGGUUCUACGAGUUUUUUGACGGCGACUGUGGUCGUGGACUUGGAGCCACCCACCAGUGCGGUUGGACAGGUCUGAUUGCCAGAAUGAUCCAUGACACUGGGUAA